UCACCGUCUGACCUCCGAACCAUAAGCAUCGUUCGUUCUACUGUGUGAUUUUCUUUCUUUUGCUGCCAAGCGCAACAACCGGUUUUCCCGUUGUUUCUUAUCUACCCAUUGUUUUCUUUCUGCUAACCUUUCUUUGUUAGCUUUCAUACACGCGAGUGCUUUAUCUUGCGAGUAAAAAUGCCCCUCGGGGAGGGGGGAUCGCGUUUCAGGCAUUUACCGCUUGACGUGGAUUCCGUCCCUUUGUCCCAACCUAAUAAAAAAUAUAAAACAAAUCUCACUCCUUUAUACAAAUACCCUGAUCUUCCAACAAUCCAAACUGUGAAAAAUCCGAAGUUCUUAGUGAUUUCGGCAAAAUCCAAUGAUAAUCCCAUUUCAUCCCUCAACCCUUUCGUCCUUAAAAAAUCUAUCGACGAGAUAAGCAAAGAAUACGAGCAAAUUUCACAACUGAGAGAUGGUAAUCUUCUCAUUUUGGUUAAGUCGCAAAAAAUAGUUGAUAUCUUUCUCAAAGUGAACAAUUUAGCUAAAUGCCCCGUUACUGUCAAACCCCACGAUAAAUUAAACGAAUCUAAAGGCAUCGCAUACGCCCCUUGUUUAAUUAACGUCCCUGAAAAAGAAAUAAUCAAAGAGAUGACUUCACAAGGAGUCACCGAUAUCUAUAAAUUCACUAAAAACGAAGAGGGAAAACAAAGAGUUACGGGCCUUAUGCUCUUCACAUUUAACCUUUACCAGGCACCUAAGUCUGUUGAAAUUGGUUUUUACAACGCUAAAAUCACAGAAUACGUCCCUAACCCCAUGCGCUGCCGCAACUGCCAAAUUCUCGGCCAUACCAGUAAACGCUGCAACGGUGAAGCAAAAUGCGAUACCUGUAGUUUCUCCCCACAUGUCCCUGAACCAUGCACUCGUGUUAAAUGUGCUAAUUGCUCUCUUGCUCAUGCCUCUUCUUCCAAAACAUGCCCUGCAUACAAACAAUCAAAAGAAAUUUUAACAAUUAAAACUCAAAAAAAAUGCUCCAUGGCUGAGGCCAAGAGAAUUUAUAAAGAUCAAUAUCAAUAUGUUCCUCCCCCUUUGAGCUCUUCUACCUCAGACUCAUUUUCUGAAACUGCGAAACUUGCCUUAAAAAAGCAAUCUCAGUUUGCACAACCCCCAAAUACGAACAACGACCAAACCAAAGCGCCAAAGCCUAUUAACAAUGCUUCAAUACACAAUUCGGAGCCAAUGAUUAACAGAGAAAACAAUGUAAGCACAACCGUCAACAACACUACCACAACCAUAUCUCACACAACUUUAUCAAACACUAUCUCAAAAAAUUCAACCCCAAUACAAUUAAGCUACUCACCUAAUGCAGCUCUAGAUAACCUUCCUACAAUCUCUAAUUUAUCCGACACUCCAUCUAUUUCCAACCAUUUAAAAAAAACAACAUCCUUAAAUCAACCAACCAACAAUCAACCACAAUCACCUAAAUCCACAAACCCUAACAAAAAACCAACAAAUUCACCUAUAUCUGAAGUAACUCAAUCGCUCAUAGAAAAAAAACAAUACUUCGUAAGAAAUCCAGACCCUGACGAUGUCGAGAUGCAUUAAAG
Messenger RNA from Episyrphus balteatus (marmalade hoverfly), 1583 nucleotides. RefSeq lists its product as uncharacterized. Lineage: Eukaryota; Metazoa; Arthropoda; Insecta; Diptera; Syrphidae. The record is from RefSeq and is a predicted model, not a curated record. Bases 178 to 1581 code for a protein of 467 amino acids. The transcript has a single exon.